CAAACAUUUAAUGCGAUGAGGAUGACAUAAAUGAAUAGUAGACAUAAUAAACUGUCGAAGUUAACACGUCAGCAAUGCUUCGAUACAUUAUAAAGAUAGUGUUACUUAGUUUCACAUUUGAGAAUGUAUUUUGUGAUACAAAUUAUAGACUGAACACUACCAUAACACCAUCAGAGUACUCUGUCUUAAUAACACCAUAUUUUGACACGGCUGAUGAUAGAGCAUUCACCUUUGAUGGAGAAGUUAAUAUUAAAUUUACAACAGCAGCAAAUAUUACUCAAAUAAAACUACAUUCGGAGGAUUUGAAAUUUUCUGUAGCAAAUAUAACUAUAACUGGUGGAGCAUUGAAUUCAGUUAAUGAUCUGCAAUUUGAUGAGAAAUAUACAUUUGCACUUAUAAAUUUAGAAAAUGAAUUGCAAACUAAUAUUGUAUACAAUUUGAAGAUAGUUUACGUCGGUCCAAUAAGAAAAGAUUUGAAAGGAUUUUAUAGAAAUUAUUAUUACCAAAAUGGAGUCAAAAAAUGGUUGGGUGCAACUCAGUUUGAGCCAACGCACGGCAGGAAAGUUUUCCCAUGCUUCGACGAACCGUCGUUGAAAGCUGUUUUCACAUUGACCAUUGACAGGCCUGCCAGCUACAAACAAACACGGGCUAAUACAAAAUUACAAAGUAGUAUCGAUCUACCAAAUGGCUACGUGCGGGAACAGUUUUAUCCGUCUCCUAAAAUGUCAACAUACUUGGUUGCGUUCCUUAUUUCGGAGUUUGAGGCAACAGUGAAUAUGAACGGAUCGAAUGAAUUUGGUGUGUACACUAGACCAGAAGCUAAGAAUCAAUCUGACUAUGCUUUUGACUUUGGACUAAGGGUUGUAAAUGCCCUGGGAAAUUAUUUCGGAAUCGACUAUUAUUCCACUAACAGCCAAAUAGGAUUGGAUCAUGUCGCGUUGCCAGAUUUUAGUUCAGGUGCUAUGGAGAACUGGGGUUUAGUGAAAUACAGAGAAGCUUUACUCUUGUACGUGCCGGAAGUUUCAACUCCACAUUACAAGUACAGGGUAGCUCAGAUAAUUGCUCACGAAACAACACACAUGUGGUUCGGCAACCUUGUCACAUGCCAUUGGUGGAGUAACACUUGGCUUAAUGAAGGAUUCGCUAAUUAUUUCCAGGACUACAUUACCGAAUUGAUCGAACCAGCUGUAGGAGCAGGUGACAUGCUUGUGACUGGAUCAGUGUAUUCCGCUUACGAAGCAGACGAUUCUCCCGAGGCUCCCGCUAUCACUAACAAUGAAGUUAACUCACCCGCCGAAAUUAGCGGACAUUUUGGCACAGUAACGUACCAAAAGGCUGGAUCUGUUAUCAGAAUGAUGCACCAUCUAAUUGGAGACGACGCUUUUAAAUUUGGUUUGAACGAUUAUCUGAGAACCAACGAAUUUGACGUUGGUUAUCCUGAUAGAUUGUACACGAGUCUACAUAAUGCAGUUGUGACUUACAACUCGUUAUCGGCAUAUCCAGAAACUGAUAUAACAAGUGUUAUGAGUUCUUGGAUAUCAAAAUCAGGCCAUCCAGUGCUACAUGUUGAUGUCAACUACGAGGAGAAUAAAAUUACUUUAACGCAAAAACGUUUCUUCAUCAACUCUUCGAUUGAAUCAGAUGAAUUGUACAAGAUACCAAUAACAUUAACUACUGGUCUGCAACCGAACUUCAAAAAUACUAAACCAUCGUUUAUAAUGCAUAAUAAAACAGAGACUAUUGAUGUACAGGUUAAAACUACAGAUAAACAUUGGGUUAUUUUUAAUUUACAAGAAACAGGUUUAUACAGGGUGAACUAUGACAUGGAAUCUUGGAGAUUGAUCGCUGCUGCUCUGAAAGGCAAUGAUCGGGAAAAGAUUGAUCAUCUAAACAGAGCUAAGAUAAUCAAUGAUUUAUUCGCUUUUCUUUACGCUGACGAAGUGAAAUUUGAACUUCUGUACGAGGUGCUGGAAUUUUUAUCCGAUGAAACACAUUAUUCGGUCUGGAAUGCUGCAAUCCGGGGUUUCAAUAAAUUGCGAUCUUUCUAUCUAGGAUCGGAUGCUUUAGAAAUCAUUGAAGAUUAUGGACUACAGCUAAUAGAUAACAUUAUUAACAAAAUCGGCUACGAAGAUAGAGCGUCGGACGAUUUUGUAACCCUAAGAAAUCGCGCUCAAGUAACAGAAUUCGCUUGCAAGUUGGGACACCAAGGAUGCGUGGAUUAUAGUCUUGGAUUAUUUAAGAGACUCAAAGAGAACGGAACAGAGAUAUCUCCUAGUCUCAGAGUCGCUGCUUACUGCACCGGGCUACGAUAUGGCAACGCUGAUGAUUACGACUUCUUGUGGCGACGCAUGUCCACCCACAAUGUGGCCAAUGAAGCCAGGACGAUUGGCGAGAUUCUUGGCUGUACAACUGAUAAGACUCAGCUUAAUAGAUUUUUAGUUUCCAUGCAAGUAGAAGACAGUCCUAUAAGGAUACAAGACUUGACAGUCCCCUUGUCGAGCGUUCUGUCUAACUACAAGAACGUGCCUGUUGUACUUGAAGCUUUGCAACAGAAUUUCACGCUCUGGAAUGAAAUAUACACAACAUCAAUAGACUCAGUGUUGUCCACUAUUGCCACAAGCUUGCGUACUGCCGACGAAUUUACGAAGUUCGAGGAUUGGUUGAAUUCGUGCAGUCAAUGCAGCGAACAGGCGGUGACCACGGCACGAAGGGGUUUGGGCAAAGCUCGCGAGACUGUCGCCUGGGCUGACAAACAUAAAGCCGAUAUUAUGAAGAGUCUUAAGAGUCUUGGAACAACUAUCAAUGCUUCCUUCGGUAUUAUAUUAACUGGUGUUAUGUUCUCUAUGUAUGCUAAAUUUUAAGAAUCUUUUAAUGCGUUUAUGUUGGUAGCGGGGGGGCAAGUGUACUCUAGUUUUUAACGUUCCAACACAAAUAAUGAAUACUACGGUGUUUAAUGCAGAUUUAAAUUUACUUCAUUAUUAAG
This is a messenger RNA of Papilio machaon (common yellow swallowtail), 2983 nucleotides long. Its product is annotated as membrane alanyl aminopeptidase. Gene Ontology annotation, molecular function: peptide binding; zinc ion binding; metalloaminopeptidase activity. The transcript has 15 exons. NCBI's taxonomy places the organism in Eukaryota, Metazoa, Arthropoda, Insecta, Lepidoptera, Papilionidae. Bases 75 to 2861 code for a protein of 928 amino acids. Gene Ontology annotation, biological process: peptide catabolic process; proteolysis. Gene Ontology annotation, cellular component: cytoplasm. The record is from RefSeq and is a predicted model, not a curated record.